Callorhinchus milii (elephant shark) is the source of this 11039-nucleotide messenger RNA. RefSeq names its product solute carrier family 12 member 7. The transcript is spliced from 33 exons. Gene Ontology annotation, molecular function: potassium:chloride symporter activity. Gene Ontology annotation, cellular component: membrane. The coding region runs from base 28 to 4092 and encodes 1354 amino acids. Lineage: Eukaryota; Metazoa; Chordata; Chondrichthyes; Chimaeriformes; Callorhinchidae. Gene Ontology annotation, biological process: cell volume homeostasis; potassium ion import across plasma membrane; chemical synaptic transmission. The record is from RefSeq and is a predicted model, not a curated record.
AGGGAGAGGGAGAGCCAGAGGCUCGGCAUGUCCCAGAGGUUCUUGGUGACCGCUGUCCACAACGGCAGCGAGGACUUGGCUGCCGAGAGGACCCGCAAUGGCACCGGCGCUGCCCCUCAGCAGAGCACUCUACCCAUCCUGGAGUACCUCAGGGAGCCCAACAGAUACGGAGAUGGCAUUCCCAAAGAAAACAGCCCAUUUAUUAACAGCACGGAUAUUGACGAAGGAACCAUGUAUGAGGGGAAGAACUUGGCACUUUUUGAGGAGGAACUGGACAGAAACCCAAUGGUGUCCUCCCUGCUCAAUAGACUGGCAAACUAUACGAACCUCACCCAAGGUGUGAAGGAGCAUGAAGAGGCGGAAAACAAUGAUGGACCCAAAAAGAAAGAGGUUAAGGCUCCUCGAAUGGGGACUUUUAUCGGAGUCUAUCUGCCGUGUCUACAGAACAUCCUGGGAGUCAUCCUAUUCCUACGUUUGACAUGGAUUGUGGGGGCUUCGGGAAUCAUGGAAUCGUUCUGGAUUGUCUUCAUGUGCUGUGCCUGCACCUUGCUGACUGCCAUAUCGAUGAGUGCUAUUGCAACCAAUGGUGUGGUGCCAGCUGGAGGCUCCUAUUACAUGAUUUCAAGGUCACUGGGUCCCGAGUUUGGAGGAGCAGUGGGAAUCUGCUUCUUCCUCGGAACCACCUUCGCUGGAGCCAUGUACAUCCUAGGAACCAUUGAGAUUCUGUUGGUCACAGAGUUUACCAACACGCACAUGUCUUGGUUUGACAUGUCGCAUGGACACUUGGCCAACAUGGUGCCUGUAGAACCAUACUCUAGUGCUCUAGGUGACCCCGAACAGAACGUUAAGUUACGGAUGAGCAGUAAUAGUGCGGGUGAGAAGCUGCCCAUUCAGAAACCAAGGAUAAUUGCUUAUGGAUUGAUUUUAUUUUGUCUGACACUAGGAGAUGGCAUUCCCAAAGAAAACAGCCCAUUUAUUAACAGCACGGAUAUUGACGAAGGAACCAUGUAUGAGGGGAAGAACUUGGCACUUUUUGAGGAGGAACUGGACAGAAACCCAAUGGUGUCCUCCCUGCUCAAUAGACUGGCAAACUAUACGAACCUCACCCAAGGUGUGAAGGAGCAUGAAGAGGCGGAAAACAAUGAUGGACCCAAAAAGAAAGAGGUUAAGGCUCCUCGAAUGGGGACUUUUAUCGGAGUCUAUCUGCCGUGUCUACAGAACAUCCUGGGAGUCAUCCUAUUCCUACGUUUGACAUGGAUUGUGGGGGCUUCGGGAAUCAUGGAAUCGUUCUGGAUUGUCUUCAUGUGCUGUGCCUGCACCUUGCUGACUGCCAUAUCGAUGAGUGCUAUUGCAACCAAUGGUGUGGUGCCAGCUGGAGGCUCCUAUUACAUGAUUUCAAGGUCACUGGGUCCCGAGUUUGGAGGAGCAGUGGGAAUCUGCUUCUUCCUCGGAACCACCUUCGCUGGAGCCAUGUACAUCCUAGGAACCAUUGAGAUUCUGUUGACCUACAUUGUUCCAAGUGCAGCUAUAUUCAAAGCAGAAGACCCCAGUGGAGAAACCCAGGCCAUGCUGAAUAACAUGAGAGUUUAUGGGACGUGCACCAUCAUUGUGAUGGUCACAGUGGUUUUUGUUGGAGUCAAGUACGUCAACAAACUGGCUUUGGUUUUCCUAGCUUGUGUGAUCCUUUCCAUCCUCGCCAUCUACGCUGGUGUCAUCAAAUCUGCCUUCGAUCCACCAGACUUUCCCAUCUGUCUCCUUGGAAACAGGACGCUGUCUUCGCGUGACUUUGAUGUGUGUGCCAAGUUUGUAACUGAAGGCAAUGAAACAGUGACCACUCGGCUCUGGCAGCUGUUCUGUGACAGCCCCUUACUCAACGCCACAUGCAACGAAUACUUUGCACUCAACAACGUCACAAAAAUUCAAGGAAUCCCCGGGAUAGCAAGUGAUGUGAUAAAAGUGAAUGUUUGGAGUUUUUAUGGGGAUAAAGGAGAAUUCUUGGAAAAGCCAGGACUACCUUCUAUCGUUGGCUCAGAAAGUACAGCAGACCCCAGCCUCCCUUACGUGUUCAGUGACAUCGCUACCUACUUCACUAUGCUGCUUGGCAUCUACUUCCCUUCUGUCACAGGAAUAAUGGCUGGUUCAAACAGAUCUGGAGACUUGAAGGAUGCUCAAAAAUCUAUUCCUACUGGAACUAUAUUAGCAAUUGCUACAACUUCUUUUGUUUACUUGACGUGUAUCAUAUUGUUUGGAGCAUGCAUUGAAGGUGUAGUCUUAAGAGACAAGUUUGGUGAAGCAGUAAAUGGAAACCUUGUGAUUGGCACUUUGUCCUGGCCUUCUCCGUGGGUUAUUGUGAUCGGUUCGUUCUUCUCAACCUGCGGCGCUGGUCUCCAGAGCCUAACCGGGGCCCCUCGGCUAAUGCAGGCCAUUGCCCGUGAUGGGAUUGUCCCCUUCCUUCGGAUUUUUGGGCAUGGUAAAGCUAAUGGAGAACCAACUUGGGCAUUGCUACUCACAGCUUGUAUUUGUGAGAUAGGCAUUCUCAUCGCUUCUCUGGACAAUGUGGCCCCAAUUCUCUCCAUGUUCUUUUUGAUGUGCUACAUGUUUGUGAACUUGGCCUGUGCCCUGCAGACACUCUUGCGAACGCCCAACUGGCGACCACGGUUCAAGUACUAUCAUUGGACAAUGUCCUUUGUGGGGAUGAGCUUAUGCCUUGCCUUGAUGUUCAUGUCAUCCUGGCAUUAUGCCCUGGUAGCGAUGCUAAUAGCAGGAUGCAUCUAUAAAUAUAUUGAAUACAGGGGAGCUGAAAAGGAAUGGGGUGACGGGAUAAGGGGCUUGUCUCUAAAUGCCGCUCGCUAUGCACUGCUUCGGCUGGAAGAUGGGCCCCCACACACCAAGAACUGGAGGCCUCAGCUCUUGAUCCUGUUGAACGUGGAUGCUGAUCAGAACGUAAAGCACCCCCGUCUUCUGUCAUUCACUACACAGCUCAAGGCUGGCAAAGGGCUGACCAUCAUUGGCUCUGUGCUUGAAGGAACCUUUCUGGAGAAGCAUGCUGAAGUCCAGAGAGCUGAUCAGAAUAUUAAGUCCUUGAUGAGCACGGAAAAGACAAAAGGUUUCUGCCAAGUGGUGGUCUCCUCCAAUCUGCGAGACGGAGUAUCCCACCUGAUCCAAUCCUCAGGUCUGGGAGGAAUGAAGCACAAUACUGUGCUCUUGGCGUGGCCCCAUCUCUGGAGGCAGACGGAGACUCCUGACUGCUGGAGAAUCUUUGUUGAUGUAGUUCGUGAGACCACGUCUGCUCACCUGUCCCUGAUGGUGGCGAAGAACAUUGAUUCCUUCCCCACAAACCAAGAGCGUUUCAACGGCGGGAACAUCGAUAUUUGGUGGAUUGUCCACGAUGGCGGACUUCUGAUGCUGCUGCCCUUCCUCCUGAGCCAGCACAAGGUCUGGCGGAAGUGCAAGAUGCGCAUCUUCACUGUGGCUCAGAUCGAUGAUAACAGCAUCCAAAUGAAGAAGGACCUGCAGCUGUUCCUGUAUCAGCUCCGGCUGAACGCUGAGGUUGAGGUGGUAGAGAUGCUUGACAACGAUAUUUCAGCCUUCACUUAUGAGCGGACACUGGUGAUGGAACAGAGGUCCCAGAUGCUGAAGCAGAUGCAGCUUUCGAAGAACGAGCGAGAGCGAGAGGCUCAGAUGAUCCAUGACAGAAAUGCAGCUGCCCACUCCUCUGCUGCUGUCAGCACUACACUUGCUCCUGACAAGGUGCACAUGACUUGGACCAAAGAGAAAAUCCUGGCAGAGAGGAACAAAAAUAAAGACACUUCAACCCCAGAAGGCAUCAGAGAUAUUUUUAACAUGAAACCAGAAUGGGAAAAUCUGAAUCAGUCCAAUGUUCGGCGGAUGCACACUGCAGUGAAACUCAAUGAAGUUGUCGUCAACAAGUCUCAGGACGCAAGACUUGUGUUGCUGAAUAUGCCAGGUCCCCCCAGAAAUAAGCAAGGGGACGAAAACUAUAUGGAGUUCCUGGAGGUCUUGACGGAGGGGCUGGACAGAGUGCUGUUGAUCCGAGGGUGUGGCAGCGAGGUGAUCACUAUAUACUCGUAGAUGAUGAAUAGGGUGACAAGUCUGGAUGAACAGCUGCUACCUGCAGUGCCAGCCAAUGUCACAGCGGUGGCGGACAGCGAUGGGGUCUUUAUUUGUUUGCUGCUUGAACCCACAGUGGUUUGACACCUCGACAGAUUAUCUGCCUGACAGUGAACGAGCCACGUGAGUCCUUUCGGCGACUUGCUGAGAGAUUCAAGUGCCAGCAACACGGGUUUCAUUUUGCUCUUAGGAAAACUUGAUCAGAAAUCAUUAUUCAUUCCGCUCCCCUCCCACCUCCCUCAACAUUGACCAGCUCCUGUGGAUAUUCUGCAAAGUAAAGAUGUACCACUGUUUUUGUAUUGACCAGUGUGAGAGAAGAAACACAUUGGUCCUACUGUUUGCAAUGGAAGAAGCGGGAUCACAACAAAGCAUUGGGUUUGAUACUGUUUGUUCUUUCAACAACUGCAAAUAAUUAUAUUUUUUAACAAAGCGAUAAAUGAUUCUUGGAAACUCCCGAGCGCAUCCUGUUUACUUAGAUGGUGGAUUAUUUUUAAGUUACAAAACUCUGUUAUUCGCCCUCUCACCCCAACCCACCCCCACACCCCCAGUCCUUGCGUCUCUGUCUGGGCUACGCAUAUGGGAGUUGAGGUAGUCUACUCCCAGGUGUCUGCCAAUUUUGGUCUUUGCUGACUCAAGAAAGCCCAGAGAUUGACCCCUUCAAAUUUUACUUUCUUCCCCACCCCACCGGACCCACACAUCCCAACCCUGUGGCUAGUGGCCGCUUGAGAUUCCUCUUAGCAGCUCAAUUGAGUCAAAGAUUUGUUUAAGGAGGGAGAGAGAGGGGCAAGAGGUGAACUGAACUGGCGUUCAAUUUGCGGUCUGUUCCGACACACUGUACCAUCAUGUGAUUCUACCUACUCAGUUUAAAGGUUCACUUGAUGCUGUAUUUGUUAAUAGCAACUGGGUUUGAACCAAAGCCUUAUUCUUUAUAGAAAUAUAUAUAUUAUAUAUUAAAAUUAUACACAAUAUAGGACACAAUAAACUAUUUUUAAUGCUGGAUAUAUGAAAAUAUUUUGUCAAAUGCUUUUUUUAAAGGAAAACUAGCAUUAAAAAUAUUGCAUAUGUUUAAACUUGGUGAAAUGCAGGAAUCCUGUCUUUCUAAAAUAAAUCUCCGGUCUUUUUAUCUAUGAACCUGACAGCUGGUACAGUGGCAGUCAGGAGGUGCAUGAUGAGUGUAUACCAAAUGGGGUUGGCUCUCACCAUGCACUGCAGAUUUUCCCCUGAGCUGAGAUAGGCACUUCAGUUAUUUUAGAAAAAUCUUUUUUUUCCAGAGGACCAAGAGAACCUGUGAAAUGUUUUGACACGUUGAGUGCACACCCAGUGCUUCAAAACAUCUGUACAUUUCACUUGAACUCUGAGAAGUCUAUAGUAUGCAGAUUGCUAAAAAUAGCAAUCUUAAUCCUAUUUGUCCCAUUAUAAUUUUUUUUACAAAAAAGCUCUUUUAGGGUUCGCCGUCUGAUAGACUCUACGUUGCACUUCUAAUCCAACAGUAACACUAUUUUAUUAGAGUUUUUUUUAGUAAUUUAUAACUUUUGUACAAAUUUCCUGAAACAAACCUUGUUUCAUGUGAGAUGGCAGCUAUGGUGCACUGGCUAGCCAUGAACUGUAGACCUUGAUGUAUGUGGGGUUGGUGCAUUAGAUGUCUUUUUGUGAGUGUGGUCCCCACAAGAGUGAGUGCCAGCAAAUUGGUGGUGAGGAUGGACACCCUUGCCGUCAGAAAGCUUAUGGGCCUCACCGGUGUGAGUUAACACCAUCAUACUAAGUCUAUUUCCAGAGCAGUGAAGAAUUCCAUGUUCUCACCUGGCAGUGCCGAAUAUACUGGAACUCCCCUGUUGUCUUUGUUUUUGUGGAAUUUGUGGAAAUCUGUUGGUCAGUUACCCAAAGUCUCUUCAAGACGUGAAAAGCUUGUGUGUAGUGGACCUCAGCAAUGUGGUAUACCUUUUAUCUUUCUGUUUAUUGUAUUGCAAAGCUUAGGGUGGACAACUACUAUAUGUUGUAAGAACAAAUGCGAGGAAGAUAGAGAAGGGCAAGAAAGGCAGAAAUCCUGCUUUUGCAACAUAAACUUGUCAGUAAAACUCUCCCACUUUUAUUUUUAAUGAGCCCUGUUUUGUGUUCCAAAGAUCAAGCAGCCUGUUUUUGCCUUCUAUACUUGAAAUGAGCAUCUAGAAAUAAAAUUGCAAUGUCCGUCAAUAUUAUUGUCUCGUUGUCCAGGUUUAGAUGUUACUGCGGAGAAGCAUACAAACAAGUCUUUGUUGCUGCUUUGAAGAAUAUCUGGAAAUUCAGGGUAGCCUUUGUUUUGCAAGAACCGUUCUGGCAGCUUAUUUGGGUUGCAUUUUGUUGUUGAUAUUUCUCUUGUCUUGUGAGUAAACCUUACAGCAGUAAUCUUCAGUACAACAUUGAUCAGCUUUCAAAUGGUGGGCGUGUAAACUCUCCAAAACUUCUGAGGCUCAGUUAGUCUUCCUUCUGGCAAGAUCUUUUAUUCAAAUAGUUUGGGGUUUAAUAAGAGUUUUAUGGUAUUUUGCUAUUUCUACUUUAAAGUCAUUCCGGUAACUCUCAUGAGCUCAUAUCCCUGACAGAUAAAGAAAUUGCCCCGCAGUCACUUUAAAAAGGAAGGUUGCAAUUUGGCUAAUCUUCUGUUACACUCCUGAGAUCUUCUCUUUGAAAGCUCUUGUAUUUUAACGGAUGUAUUUGCAUUUGUGAGGUUGAAGUAUAUAAGUUGAGCUCCUACGAUGGCCAAAUGGGAAAAGACAGAAUCCCCACCUAUUCUUCAAGUUCCCAUGACAAUACUUAAGAGUUUUUCUCAGUGCCCUGGUCAACAAUCUUAUAGAUUAAUUGAUCAUUCUCUUCAUUGCUAUUAGUGGGAUCUUGUGAGAAAAUAGCUGUCACGUUUGGCCUCAAAAACAAGUCACUACACUUGUCCCUUGAAGGGCUUUUGUGGUAAGCCACUAUAAAAAAUCAAUGUAUUUUCUUGUAACCUGCUAAUCCACCAUUAAAAAGAAUGGAUAAUAAUAAAAAUAAUAAAUGGAUAAGGUGAGAAUGAGGAAGAAGGAAAUGUUUCUAAAUAACUUGGUGCCUUGUGAGGUCUUACAUCAUGUAGUAAAGAGCCAAUGUUAUUAUUGUAAGAAAACUUCUCAUUUAAAAUCCUCUACUCCCCCAUACAAUAAUAAUAGUGGAGGUCAGUAACUUGCAGACAAUAACCCAAUCUUGGGCUGACUUGACAACCUGCCUGAGUAUUUCUUCCAUUCUCUCUCUCUCUCUCUCUCUCUCUCUCUCUCUCUCUCUCUCUCUCUCACUUUUCCCCCAAACGCCUUUACUGUUCAGUAGAAUUGUAGUUUCAGUGCCUGUGAAACUACGUGACUUUGUGACUGUAGCAUCCUGUUCCUCCGUAUUACCCACACCACCUUGUAGCAAAGAAAAGGAACUUAUCAGAAAUUGACCAUGGCGUUAUUCUGCUCCGUGCUGCAGCUGUGAACUAUUCUGUUCUGGUCAAUGAGUUUUAUAUAAAAAAAUUCUGUGCUCUUAUAAAUAACUAUAGUGAGGAUUCAAAUAUGAUGUUAUUUUAUAAACUAAAAUGACAUUAGUGCACAGACACAAAUCUGUCGUGUUUGUCAAAGUGGCACAGAAGCGCACUAAAAGUAUCGCAGCAAACUCACUCCAUGAAGCAAAGAGAGCAGAAUAAACCCUAAUAGAGCCUAAUAGGCAGCGCUUUCAAACUGGGUCCCUUAUAACGCAAAUCAACUUUCAAUUACUAUAGUGUAAUGCAGUUUCAGAGCAGAUUUCCCACAGGACAUAUAGUACUUCUGGUUCCUGGAAGGAGUCCCAUUCAGUUUUCCUAUUAAAGAUUAUUGCUAGGAAUACUGCAUAUUAGACCAGUGUUUCAUAUAUUUUAUAUGUAGAAUUAUUCACUUUUUAGACUUUUUAUUCCAAGUUUGUAUCACAGCUCAGGGCAGGGUUGGCAUUGAACAACGCACCAUGUUAUUGCAGUUUUGGUAUUAAGCUCUAACGUGCUAAUGCCAGCAAAUGUUUUUGCUCUGCACUUAGCAAAAUGUUAACUAGUUUCUGUGCAGUUAUUUGAUUGCUGUAAUUUUGAGGGUGUUUAUCUUGCAGUUUAUUUAGCUCAUUGUGAAAUCCAAGGCCCCUUGGUGUGGGAGGGGUCGUAGGGAAAUUAAAUUGAUUGUUUUUUGUGUCCCUGGGAAAGAACCAACCUUGUGCAGAUACAAUUGUGAUUUCCAAGUUAAAAAAUUGUUCACGUAGAUCAAGUUUGACUAAAUAGGGAGGAAGGAGUAUCCAAGCCAACCUCAUUCCUAAAAGCAGGUUUUCCAUGCAUUCUGGGACUCAAAAUUCCAAGUGUGCUUAGGCUUAAGGGCAUCACCUUAAAAUUUAUAAUUGUAUGGAAUUUUGGAAAACCGACAUAAAUGUGGUCUUAAUUUGGAAGCUGAUUUUCCACAAUUCUUUUUGGAUGCUGGGGAAAAUCAGUUUCAAAUUAAAACUGAAUGUAGGCAGUUUUCCAGAAUUAUGACCAGCCUUAAAUAUUAAGGGAAUGGUUUUAAGAUUAAGAACAUGAGAAUUCCCACUCCUCUGGUGCCCACACCUUCCAUCUUGACCCAUUGGAGACUUGCAGUGAAAAUUAGUUUAGGGGAGAUAUUUGAAUCGCUGAGCAUGAAAGAAAAUGAGUACAAGCCUCGCUGUUAACUUUAAAAAGUUGCCCAACACUUAAUAUGCUGCGUUCAAGCCUCCCAGAGCUGUUGACUUGUAAUUCUGAUCAUGAAUCUGAAUACUCUUGACAAUGUUGCUGCUUUAUAACCAGUUUUCCUUGUAUUGUGAUCACUGACUGUUUUUAUAACUUAACUUUCUCCCUGGUAUCAGCAGAAGCUGCAUUAUCGCCCAUGGAGCAUUUCAAGCACUGGUGAUCUUUAGGUCUUUCAUCAUUGAUCACAACGUUGUGAAUAAAAGCAUUAUAUAGUUUAUAUUGUGUGUGUGUGUUUGUGUAUAUACUGUACACUGUGUUUAGUUGACCCAUCAGUAUCUACUGUACACAUUUUAUAGGUUCCUUUAUGGGCAGUGACUGUGGAUAUUUUACUUCAAGGAUUUUUUUUGAUCGCAAUCAAAAGAAAACUCAUGUUGUGUGUUAUAAUUGCAUCAUGUGGUGUCUAAAUCCUAAAUGUUUUUGUAAUAAAGCCUCUCACUCUGUUGUAUGAUCGCAGUAUAUUGAGAAAUUAGUAUAUUUUUCAGGGCUUGAUCCAAAACUGAGGUGAGGUAUUCCUUUCGGAUUCUAAUUCGGACUUUUGGAAUCUCCGAUAUGUGCUGUAUGUUAAGUGUCCGUUUCCCAAAUCCCCUCCUUUUUUUAAUAUCUGUGUAGGAAUCAUCCUAAUAAUUCACAGAAUUUAUUGUGUAGUGUGUUUUGGUGGUACAGCAGUUAGUUUUGAAGCUUUGUAUUUGAAGUCUCCUGAGAAAUUAAAGCUUAAUUUCAAUGUUUCUUUUUCUGUUAAAAUUUAGAUUUGUAGAAAGCUGAAAUAGUAGAAAAUCAAACUGUUUUUUUCUCAAGUAUUUGGAACUAAUCACAAAUGAUUAGUGAUUUAAUAAUGUUUCUUUUCAUUCUAUUCUCCAUCCUUUCUCCCACCCCAUCAUAUCAUGCAAGACUUUAGCAUUGAAAUCCUCCCUUUGAGGGGGAAGAUAGUGAAAAGCUUGUAUUAACAAGGUAUGAGUGGGUGGUUGGUUUUAUAAACUUUAAUGAUACCUCCUUAGUGAAUGACCAGUACAUUGUGACUGAGGGCAUGCACACAAUGCAACUCGUAAGAACCAAGCAUGUUCCUGUGAUGUACAAAGGCCAUGAAGUGUAUGAUCAGGGUUUCUAAAUAGAAUUACAUACUGUUACACAGCUCCGAAACCGGUUAUUCGGCUCAAUUAAUCUGUGCCGACUAUUCCACGUGAGCCUCCAUCCCUUAUAAUGCCUCCCUCCCACCAUACCCGUCUAUUCCCUUCUCCCAAGCAGACGCGUCAUGAAUUGAGAAAUUGUUACUAUUAUUAUUUAGUUUUUGGAUAGCGGCUCUUAUUUGUGAAGUCAUUGUCCUUGUGAAAAAAAACUUUAACAAACUGUCUUUUUUUUGUGUGGGUGGGGGAGACGGCUAAGUGGUUGUAGGUCCGGAUGUGUUUUAAGCCAGUUUUUGUUGCACUGCUGUGGCUCUUGAGAGUAAUGCAACAAAGCAUAGAAUUCACACGUUGGUGUUGUGAAUUUAUCCCCAAAAUGGGUUUGCUGAAAACAUUUAUUGCUCUGAAGAAUUACUGAACUCCUUUGAAGCGGUUCCUGAAGUCAGCAAUUGCGCUGUCGAAUAUAUGAUGUUACUGUAAGGAAGGAACACGAGUAGCACGUGCUCACACCAGGGGCUCAGUGUCAAGAAAUCGCUUGGCUGAAUUGAGUGAUCUUUAUGCAUCCCAAAUACUUUCUCAUUUGCAUCCAUCAGUUACACAUGCGAUACAUGUCUGGAUUUACUGAGCUCCUAGAUGUGCAGAAUAACAUUCAUUGUGCUACAGCAGCUCUUUAAAGUAACAGGAAUACAAUAGCAAUAGGCAUCCAUUGCUGGUAAUGGGCAACAGGUAAAUCAACACUUGAAAGAAAGAAGCUAAAGAUUUGGAUUUGACAAAAAAUACUAAUCUGCCUCUCUCCUUCGUUCCGGUGCUGAUUUAUUGCUGUGUGCUUUCAGCAUCCUCCGGAUCACAUUUCAGAUUUCCAGCAUCGAGUUUUCCUUUUUUAUUUGGACUGUGUUGUAAACUGUUAUCUUGUACAGAGGGUACCCUGUGCGGCUCAGGCUGAUCUGUAAUUUAUUAUCAUUCUGUGUUGGGUUCAAACAAAGUGAUCAUGGUCGUAUGUGUUUUUUUUUGUUACAUGCAAUAAACGUUUUAAUUCAAAA